AUGGCGUGUUUGGGAAACAUAGUUCACCCGCUUGCCACAAUUCUGGAAAAUUCAAGGUUCCUUACAUCUCUUAUGAAUAAUUUAAACUCAGAUUUCUCCUCAAUACCCUUGUGGUUAGAUUUAAUUAGUUUCUUCUUUCGAGUCUUAGUUAAGCCCAAGAAUAGAAUAAAUAACUUAUCUGCCUCAAUCAAGGAGAAAGUGUCCAAUUUUGGCAAUACGAUUAUCGAUGAAUUUUCUCCAUCUAACUCUUUAAAUCCCAACUCCUUCCGUUGUAAAUUGAUCUCUGAAAAAUUAGAUCUUGGAGAUAUUAGCGGUGCUGCCCGAAUAUUGACUUCCGAUGAUACUAUUUCACCUAUCAACGUUACUAUCUUUCAACAACUUUAUGAAAAACAUCCACUAGCUUCCCCUUUUAACAUUCACCCGCAUGCCUCUUCCCCUAUUCCUUUUACCUGUGAUGAAGUACUUAAGUGCUUAAAGUCCUUUAAAAAAGGGACGACAGAUAGAUUGGACGGCUUCAGACCUGGUUUUUUUGUGGAUUUAAUUCAACGCUCUGAUAGUGGUUUUAUUGAUCCUUUGCUGAAAGCAUUAACUGAACUUUGCAAUAAUAUCCUCGUAUGCGAAGUUCCCCUUUGUAUUCGUCCUAUUAUUUUUGGCGCACGUCUUGUUUCUUUAACCAUACCGGAUGGUGGCAUUAGACCCAUAGCCAUAGGGUCAUUCUUUCGUCGUUUAGUCGUCAUGGCUAUUGUAAAUAGGAUUCGGCCUAAGGCCAGUUCCUUCUUAUUUCCUUCACAGUUAGGAUUUGGAGUGAGAGGUGGGUGUAAAGUGGCCUCACAUGUUGCGCGUACUUUUAUAAAUACUGAGGCCGAUAAAGUUUUCUGCAAGUUAGACUUCAGAAAUGCCUUCAACACCAUCCAUAGGAGGGCAUUCUUACUAUCUUUUUUACACCAUUUCCAAAAAUACUGGAAUUUCCUUAAUUCCUGUUAUGGAUUCCCUUUCGGGGAAUUUUGCAUAUCCUCCGAAGAGGGGAUUCAGCAAGGUGAUCCACUAGGUCCCUUGCUCUUUACUAUAGGGAUUCAUGAUUUGAUCAAAAAUUUAAAAUCUGAUUUCAAAUUAGACCUUAAUUUAUGGUAUCUCGACGAUGGCUCUUUUGGCGGUUCAAUAUCCAACGUUAUGUCGGCCAUAGAGUACGUUGAAAUGGAAGCUUCUAAAAUUGGUCUUUCCCUAAAUAGGAAAAAGUGUGAAAUUUCCUCCCUCAACAAUAAGGAUUUUAUUCCUCCCUUAGAUUUUACAAUCAUUCCGCACGAGGAACUCUGUCUUUUAGGUUCCCCUAUCGGUUUUUCAACUUCCUUUUGUCAAAAAACUUUUGACGAUUUGAUCCAGUCCCUUUCCAAUUCACUCAAGAAUCUUCCUCAUCUCUCCAAACAUCAGUUCUUCUUUCUCACCAAAAAAUGCUUAAAUUUUUCCGAUUUCAAUUGGUCCCUCGCCUCUAUGCCCGCUUACCGGGGUGGACUGGGAUUUUCACCCCCAUUCCUUAUGGCAAUUGCGUGCUUUCUUUCAUCUCGAAUAUCCUUCGCCGAUUUUAUUUCCUCGCUUAUCGAGUUGGACGAUCCCCUUCUAUCUUCAGCUAAACAAGCGUGGCUUACUCUAAUCACAAGGCUCCGAGCAGCCAGUUUCCUGUCAUCUAAAGAGCUUCCUGGUCCCUAUGCUUCAAUGCUCGUUUGA
Molecule: messenger RNA, 1722 nt
Organism: Gordionus sp. m RMFG-2023
Lineage: Eukaryota; Metazoa; Nematomorpha; Gordioida; Chordodea; Parachordodidae
Exons: 2
Coding region: 1-1722 (573 amino acids)
Source: RefSeq, a predicted model, not a curated record